UGAAUUUGUGUCCUGGUUGUUGGAAAUUGGAGAAAUACACAAAUCUGAAGAAGGUGUUCAUCUUGGCCAAGCUUUAUUAGAGAAUGGCAUUAUCCAUCAUGUUACAGAUAAGCACCAAUUCAAACCUGAACACAUGCUGUACAGAUUCCGAUAUGAUGAUGGAACAUACUACCCAAGAAAUGAGAUGCAGGAUGUGAUCUCUAAGGGUGUACGACUGUACUGUCGCCUUCACAGUCUGUUUACCCCAGUAAUUAGGGAUAAAGAUUAUCACCUGAGAACCUACAAAUCUGUGGUCAUGGCUAACAAACUCAUAGACUGGUUGAUUGCACAGGGGGAUUGCCGGACAAGGGAAGAAGCUAUGAUAUUUGGUGUAGCUCUUUGUGAUAAUGGGUUUAUGCACCAUGUGUUAGAGAAAAGCGAGUUUAAAGAUGAACCACUGCUGUUCCGUUUUUAUGCGGAUGAAGAAAUGGAAGGGUCAAAUAUGAAGCACAGACUCAUGAAACAUGAUCUGAAAGUAGUGGAAAAUGUCAUAGCCAAGUCAUUACUGAUUAAAUCUAAUGAAGGGACCUAUGGUUUUGGUUUAGAAGAUAAAAAUAAGGUGCCAAUUAUUAAAGUGGUGGAGAAAGGAUCAAAUGCUGAGAUGGCAGGCUUGGAAGUUGGGAAAAAAAUCUUUGCCAUUAACGGUGACCUGGUUUUUCUGCGACCCUUCAGUGAAGUGGAUUGCUUCCUGAAAGCAUGUUUAAACAGCAGAAAGCCCCUGCGGGUUCUUGUGAGCACUAAACCACGGGAGACAGUGAAGAUUCCUGACUCUGCAGAUGGACUCGGAUUCCAAAUCCGGGGCUUUGGCCCAUCAGUUGUCCAUGCUGUUGGGAGAGGAACAGUGGCAGCUGCAGCAGGUCUCCACCCUGGCCAAUGCAUAAUCAAAGUGAACGGAAUUAAUGUCAGCAAAGAGACUCAUGCAAGUGUUAUUGCUCAUGUCACGGCUUGCAGGAAGUACAGGCGGCCAAUGCAGCAAGAUUCUAUACAGUGGGUUUACAACAGCAUUGAAAGUGCACAGGAAGAUCUUCAGAAAACAAACACCAAGCCCUCUGGAGAUGAUGGAGGAGAUGCUUUUGACUGCAAAGUGGAAGAGGUAAUUGACAAAUUUAACACUAUGGCAAUAAUUGAUGGGAAGAAAGAUCAUGUGAGUCUGACUGUUGACAAUGUUCAUCUGGAAUAUGGAGUGGUUUAUGAGUAUGACAGCACAGCUGGAAUAAAGUGCCACGUGUUAGAAAAAAUGAUUGAACCAAAGGGGUUUUUCAGCUUGACUGCAAAGAUUCUUGAAGCACUGGCAAAAAGCGACGAACAUUUUGUGCAGAAUUGCAACAGCCUCAAUUCCUUAAAUGAAGUGAUCCCCACCGAGCUUCAAAGUAAAUUCAGUGUCAUUUGCAGUGAGAAAAUUGAGCAUAUCUACCGAAGAAUCUCUAGUUAUAAAAAGUUUUCAAGAGUAUUAAAAAACAGAGCUUGGCCUACCUUCAAACAAGCUAAGUCAAAGAUUUCACCACUUCACAGCAGUGAUUUCUGUCCAACCAAUUGCCAUAUCAACGUGAUGGAAGUUUCUUACCCUAAAACCUCAACUUCCCUUGGUAGUGCCUUUGGCGUACAGUUAGACAGCAGAAAACAUUCUUCCCAUGAGAAGGAAAAUAAAAAUACUGAUCAAGGUAAACUGAAUCCCAUGAUUUAUGUCCAACAUACCAUUGCUACUAUGGCUGCCCCUUCAGGACAGUCUCUUGGCCAGCAAGAGGGCCAUGGUCUCAGGUACCUCUUAAAAGAAGAAGAUUUAGAAACACAAGAUGUCUAUCAAAAAUUGCUGAUCAAAUUACAAGCUGCACUGAAAGAGGUGGAAACAUGUGUUUGUCAAAUAGAUGACCUUCUUUCUUCAAUAACAUAUUCUCCCAAGUCAGAACGUAAAACACCUGAGCCUUUAAUACCGGCAGACAUUGAUAAUGAAAAGGGGGAAAGGAAUGGGAAGAAAGUCUGUUUCAGCGUGACAGGUGAUGAACAAGAAGAUUCUGGUCAUGAUACCAUCAGCAACAGGGAUUCUUACAGUGAUUGCAACAGCAAUAGGAACUCCAUUGCUUCAUUCACCAGCAUUUGUAGCAGUCAGUGCAGCUCUUAUUUUCACAGUGAUGAAAUGGAUUCAGGCGAUGAGCUUCCCAUAAGUGUUCGAAUCUCCCAUGAUAAACAGGACAAGCUCCAUAGUUGUUUGGAGCAUCUUUUUGGUCAAGUCGAUUCAAUUGUCAAUCUUCUGAAAGGACCAGCUGUGAUGAGGGCCUUUGAGCAGACAAAAUACUUUACACCAGGUCGAGGCCUCCAAGAAUUUCAGCAAGAAACAGAGCCUGAACUUAACUGUCCAAAGAGGCUACGACUCCACAUCAAGCAAGACCCUUGGAACCUCCCCAGCAGCGUCCGGAGUCUUGCCCAGAAUAUCAGAAAAUUUGUUGAAGAGGUGAAGGCACGAAUACUCUUGGCACUUCUUGAGUAUACAGAUAGCGAGAUACAACUGAGGCGAGACAUGGUCUUCUGUCAGAGCCUAGUGGCCACAGUCUGCGCUUUUUCAGAGCAACUAAUGGUGGCCUUAAAUCACAUGUUUGACAACAACAAAGAAUAUGAAAUGGAGACGCUGGAGGCCAGCAGAAGGUGGUUGGAACAGAUAGCCACUGCGGGUCUUCUCCUUCAUUUCCAGUCCCUGCUCUCACCUAACCUGGCUGAUGAGCAAGCUAUGCUAGAAGAUACAUUGGUUGCCCUGUUUGACUUGGAAAAAGUUACUUUUUACUUCAGACAAUCAGAGCCAGAACCACUAGUUGCGAAUGUACCAAUCACAUACCAAGCAGAAGGAAGCCGGCAAACUCUGAAGGUUUACUUCUACCUUGACAGUUACCAUUUUGAACAGCUUCCUCAAAGGCUGAAGAAUGGAGGGGGAUUUAAAAUCCACCCAGUACUUUUUUCACAAGCAUUGGAGAGCAUGGAAGGAUAUUAUUACAGAGACAGUGUCUCAGUAGAAGAAUUUCAAGCUCAGAUUAACGCAGCCUCACUAGAAAAAGUCAAGCAGUAUAACCAGAAACUACG
This is a messenger RNA of Fulmarus glacialis (Northern fulmar), 3108 nucleotides long. It is a transcript of the gene PREX2, whose product is annotated as phosphatidylinositol-3,4,5-trisphosphate-dependent Rac exchange factor 2. The annotation marks the transcript as partial. NCBI's taxonomy places the organism in Eukaryota, Metazoa, Chordata, Aves, Procellariiformes, Procellariidae. The record is from RefSeq and is a predicted model, not a curated record. Gene Ontology annotation, biological process: intracellular signal transduction. Gene Ontology annotation, molecular function: protein binding. The transcript has 28 exons.